UUCCAGUGGAAGACGUAGGAAUAAACAUGGCGACGCUGAGCUCCUCAAAGUCCUCCAGCGGGCUGAGGGCCGAGAGAAAGCAGCAAAAACAUAGUUCUCGGUGCGUUGAGACCGGGGCGGGGGCGAUGACAGCGACCCGGUUUCUUACGCUGGAGGAGGCCGUGUGUCCGGUGUGUCGAGAGAUUUUUCUAGAGCCUGUUACAAUGCCCUGCAGACACUCUGUGUGUCUGCCUUGUUUUAAACGGACCGUAGAGUUGUCCAGCCUCUGCUGCCCGCUUUGUCGACUCAGGGUGUCCAGCUGGGCCCGGCGACACACUCGGGACCGUACCCUGGUAAACACCGAGCUCUGGGAUUUGGUCCGGCGGAGCCACCCAGAUAGGUGCAAGCGAAGAAUGGAGUCGAAGGAUGUCCAGGCCGUUGAAGACGAAAUAAUAUUCCUUGCUCCUCCUGUUCAUCUUUGUAAACCUGGAGAGCUGCGGCAAGAAUAUGAAAAACAUAUGAAAAAGUUAGUGAAUGAAAAAGAAGAGGGAGACAGAGCUUCGGAGGAGCUGAUUCAAAAAAUCUUGGAGGAUGACAGAAGGUAUCUGGAGAAAAAACGUCAACAGCAAAGAAAAGGGGAAGCUGGGGCUCUGCAGCUCUCUCAGGAGCCUGUGAAUCUGGUGUUAUCAGACUCUGAGAAUGAAGAGCCGGUGGGAGGCAGGACCAGGCACCGUUCUGCAUUUGUUAAGAGGACCAGAAAAUCACCCGAUUCCUGCAGAAGUGGGUUACAUUGCAGUGGAGUGCAGAGGAGCCAAAGCUGCACUGACACACAAGAGGAAAGCAGAGCAAAGAUCAGAUGCCCUUCGCAUGCUGCUCUUAUGGCCAAGGGUGUUGCAGCAUAUAGCUCCAACUCUGGCAUCCUUCUGUCAUCAGAAAACAGCCGUUCAUUUUCUGCACCAAACUUGACUUCUGAUAAAAGGCAGACCUGCCGUUCUCUAUUAGGCACUUCUGCUGCUUCCACAGCACCCCUGUCCAAACCAGAGAGGUCCAUCAGCCCUGAGAGCAAUGACAGCAUCUCGGAGGAGCUGAACCACUUCAAACCCAUUGUUUGCUCGCCGUGCACUCCCCCCAAAAGGCUACCAGAUGGGAGAGUGCUGGAGCCCACCAUAGUCAAAUCCACUCCCCUCAAUCUGAGCCGUAGCCUCCAGAAAUCUACUACCUACGAGGCCAGCCCAACAAUCCUGCAGAAGUGGAAGCAGAUUGAGCAGGACAGGCACAAAAAUAAGGCCGCCUCCAAAGGAACCAUUACCGUUUCUCUUAAUGAAGAUUUUGCCCCGAAGGCGAGACUGGGAGGAUUGCAUACACUUCCACCCGGUAAUGAGAACCAGAGGCGAGCGGGUUGCCCAUCUUCGGACGAGACGUUAGCGAAAGCCAGCUUCCCUGCUGCAAUGUCGCAGGCAGGCGGGUUGUCCUCUGAAAAGGGUAUGACCUCGAUUGGCAAGAAAAGAAGGUUGAUAUUUGAUCAGCCAGAAAAGGAAGACGGCAGAGUUGUGACCAGAUCAGAGACAGAACAUGUACCUUUGACUGUUAAUCCGCAGCAAGUGACCUGUGAGACUGUUGCCUGUAAAAACAAGCCAGCGGGACAAGCUGGGCGUCAGAAACCAGAAGACAUAUGUAGACCUACCUCUCAAAGAGGUAUGAAAAGGAGUCAAAAGACAAAGCACUUAGAGGAGGGCGGAAAAGCAAAGAGGCUGAGGCCCUCCAGCCGGGUGGAAAUGGGCUCCGAGUGCGAUUCAAACAGCUUUGACGGACAUUGGUCACAGCGCGAGGAGGACUGUAAACUAGCUUUAAAACUGCAGAGACAGUUUGAUUUAGAGCGGCGAAAUGUUGACCGACGGAAGGGCACCCCUGACAACUAUCUCAUACGUUCGUGGAACAAUUCUGACGUGAAACAGAUUCCACGUCGCUCUGGGAGAAUGGGGAAAAGAAAGUAGCACUUUAACUAAGAAUGGUGAAAGGGUUAGUUGCGCUUUUAUAUUAUUAUUAUUAUUAUUAUUAUUAUUAUUAUUAUUACUAUUAUUAUUAUUAUUAUUACUAUUUUUUACAUUCAGCAAACUCUUACAUUAACUCCUUGCAAAAAAAAUAAAGAAAGAAAUCUCUGGAAAUUUGAACAAUUGCAAUAUCUUGUUUUCUCAUUCACUGCAACUUAGGUUGGUGUUUGUGAGGAUAUGUAUUGGAAGAGCAGUGUGUUAAGAGAAAACAUACACAGAAGACUCUUGCCUGUAAAACAGUUAUUGGUUUGUGAAAAAUGAUGUUCUAUCUGGAGGAAUCCCAGGCACAACACUAAUUCAAUUAUGUUAAGAUUUUUUUUCUCUACUAAUGAGAUCCAUCGAGGGUAAUUUUGGGCUGAAAUUAAGAUAUAAAAUAGAUUACCUGUAAGUUAUCAUUUUAGGGUCUAAGCUGUUUGCCUGUUUUACUGUUAAGGUUACAGGUACAUGUCAUACAUGAAAUUAAUCUGCACACUAGGCUUCCACAAAAAAAAAAAAAUCUGUACGUGUACAAUGAAACUUCAACAUAGGGAACAUGCAGA
Acipenser ruthenus (sterlet) is the source of this 2569-nucleotide messenger RNA. Its product is annotated as E3 ubiquitin-protein ligase RNF169. NCBI's taxonomy places the organism in Eukaryota, Metazoa, Chordata, Actinopteri, Acipenseriformes, Acipenseridae. Bases 27 to 1973 code for a protein of 648 amino acids. The record is from RefSeq and is a predicted model, not a curated record. The transcript has 6 exons. Gene Ontology annotation, molecular function: ubiquitin-protein transferase activity; metal ion binding; nucleosome binding. Gene Ontology annotation, cellular component: site of double-strand break; nucleus. Gene Ontology annotation, biological process: double-strand break repair.